This is a messenger RNA of Humulus lupulus (European hop), 387 nucleotides long. RefSeq lists its product as uncharacterized. The transcript has a single exon. NCBI's taxonomy places the organism in Eukaryota, Viridiplantae, Streptophyta, Magnoliopsida, Rosales, Cannabaceae. The record is from RefSeq and is a predicted model, not a curated record. Bases 1 to 387 code for a protein of 128 amino acids.
AUGUUGACUGGCAAAAACUUUGCGAACUGGAAGUCCAACAUCAACAUUGUGCUGAAUGGGGAUAAUGGAAAUUUCAUGAUGACCGAUGAAUGCCCUACUAUUCCUAAUACAGCGGCCUCCACAACUACAAAGGAGGAUUAUGAAUGUUGGCAAGCUGUCAACAACAAAACGAUGGUGUAUAUGCUUGCUAGCAUGUUUGACAUGCUCAAGAACAAGUUGGAGAAUGUUGCCAUUGCAUUCGAGAUCAUGGAACAACUUCAAGAGAUCUUCGGAAAAAAAUAUAUGCAAGCUCAUUUUGAUGCCACAAAGAAGUAUGACAAUGAUAGGAUGGCACUCAGAAUGCAUGUUCGUGACCACUUCAUUAAGAUGACAAACUAUUUCCAAUAA